CUUGAAGCCCCAGGACAAAUUCCCGGAAUUCCGGAGGCGGAGAGUAGUGCUACGAAUCAGAAGUCGGAGGUCAGAGGGCCAAAUUGGCGGGAGAAAGGAUUUUGUGGUCCGCGAUCUGAGGCUGCGAUGGCUCUUCCAGGAGUAGCAUGAGGAUUCUUUCUCUUCUGGAAGCUGACAGGACCAAAAAAGGCAGUGCCAAAGUGGUGACAGAAGAGAUCUUAGGAGAAAGUAUUUUUGCCUUGUACUUGGGAUAGCUGCUGGGCCCACAAUGGCUCCUGUAAAGAUUAGCCACAUCGUAUCAUUUUCCUCUCAGGAUCCCAAGUAUCCUGUGGAGAACUUGCUGAAUCCAGACUGUCAGAAGGGACCUUGGCUCAGCUGCCCUCAGGACAAGAGUGGGCAGCUGAAAGUGGAACUCCAGCUGGAGAGGGCAGUGCCCAUUGGCUACAUUGAUGUAGGUAACUGUGGCUGUGCUUUCCUGCAAAUUGAUGUGGGCCGUUCUUCCUGGUCCCUGGACAGACCUUUUGUCACCUUGCUCCCUGCAACCAUGCUUAUGUCCCUGGCUGAUUCAAAGCAGGGGAAAAACCGCUCAGGGGUCCGCAUGUUUAAAGAUGAUUUCCUGGCUGCGGCCUCAGGUGAGCCCUGGGAUCGACUUCGCCUGACCUGCUCCCAACCCUUCACACGUCAGCAGUCUUUUGGUCUGGCCUUCCUCCGGGUGUGUUCCUCCCUGGACUCCUCAGAUGACCCUGUGGGGGAUCUCUCUGCUCCCGGGAGCACUACGCUAAGCCAGGGUUCUGAUGCUCAGGAGUCUGGUCCAAGCCCCUGGCUGGCUAAUCCUUCCAUUCGGAGGACAUUCUUCCCAGAUCCCCAAACGAGCACCAAGGAAAUUUCAGAGCUUAGGAAUAUCCUAAAGCAGCUGCAGCCAGGGGCUUUGGGACGUUCAGCCUGCAUGGUACUUUCAGCUGCCCGCAGGGUGCCCCCCGUGAGUAUGGCAAGCACAAAAAACAUCCAGGCAGAACCAGGUCCCAGUCAUCCAGCCGGCACAGAGCUCAGACCAGAAGAGCAAAACUCAGAGAAUAAUGUGGGCAGGACGAAGAGACGGAAAGUGCAAGCUCACAGGCCUUUAUCCAGCUCGAACUCUCGGCCAAACCGGAGGGGGAUAGCAAAGGCAGGGCAGAGAGAACACCAGCGACCCCAGGCCCAAAGCAGUGGGGUCCAGGAUAGUGCUCUGUGCCCCAUCUGCUCAGGCUCCUUCAGCAUCAAGGUUCUUCCCUGGCAUGCUGCGACUUGUGGAGAGACCUCCCCACCUCACCCAGCCUCUCCCUCCUCAUCACCAUCUUCAUCGCAGUCUGUACUGUGGGUGUCCUCCCCGGACAGCUCACCACCCACUUCCUGGGUCCAGUGCCCUUUAUGCCAGUUGGACUUCUCAGCAGGAGAAGUAGAAGAACAUGCCAGCAUGUGUGGGGAGUUCCCUCAGGCAUGAGCCAUGAGGUCCUGUGGUUUUGGCCCCCCUUUCCUCAGUGACUAAAACUGGGGAGUGGAUCUCUUGACCGAGGAGAAGAGCUAAUAAGGCCAGGCUGCCCUCUCUCCUUCUCUCCACUCAUUCCCCCAGGACUCUGCCUCAGGGUACCUCUGGGCCCAGCCUGCUCUCCACUCCCAGUUGUCAAGGCUUCUGUCACCAUGGCACCCUGUUCUCCCAAAGACAGUUCCAUCCUUUUCCCCUUUGGAACUUCUGGGAUAGAAUUGAUGAUCUCUCUGGGGCUUUGGGGCAUAAUCCAGAACAUCUUCCUCUCAGUGAGUGAUGAGCAUCCUCAUGCCCAUUUUCCUGAAAGGAAAACUGGACCCAGUGAAAACAGAUGGGACCCUGUGGUAUACUGGGAAGUUGAGUGCUUUUUGAGCUUAACUCCCAGUAUCCUUGGUGGGUUCCCUCCCUACAUACAAUCAAGUAACAGUGUUGCUGUAUGACCUUAAGCAACUUGAGUUCUUCAUCUUGGACUCAAUUAAGCAUCCUGCUUGCAGAGCAAUUCCAGAGAUCAGAUGGGUUAAUGACUAAGGAAUAGUUCUAGGCUUGGCUUUGGAACCCUGGACAAAACCCAGUCCCCACCUGUACAAUGAGGCAGUUGGACCAGAGGGUCUCUAAGGUCCCCUCCACCUAUAACAUUCUAAAUUCUAUUCCCACACCUUCCUUGAGCAACUGUGUCCUCUCCCCUUUCCCAGAAGUUUUCACUGUGUGGUAUUCAUCAGUUCCUCUGGUCUCCAGGGUACAGGGCAAAGGGGGAGCAGCUGGUCCUGGCAAAGGGAGGGCCAAGGGCGGGGUUUUGAACUCAAGUGUAGGAAAGAGGAAGCUGGGCACAGUCAGGGGAGUAGCCAGAGCAGUUCAGUCCUUCGGUCCCUGCCAGCCUAGGUGGGUGCAGCCAUGGACCUCCUCACGGUAAGAGGCCUGUUCUCCUACCAUCCCUCAUCCUGGUCCCAUUUCUGACCAUGAUUAAAACAGUAGAUUGAGCCACAGGGACAGUAAGGAUAUCCUAGUUGCCAUGGAGGUGAUGAACAUUGCCAUGUUGGUGGAGGAGAGCCCUUGGAGUCCCGAGCCUGGGCCCAGAGAGGAGCCCUGGGGGUGGGCUAGGCCUGGUACAAGAGAAGGACAAGACAGCACUGAGGGAGAAAUGCUACCGAAAGCAGGAUUGGGCAACGCCAAGGUAGGUUGGUGGGGAAGGAGCAUUGGGAUGUUCUAGGAGGCCAGGACAGAGCUGAGGGGCUUGGAGAAAGCCCAGUUCAAAGACCCUCCUGUGUGGACAUGUCUGGACCUGUCCUUCGGAGGCUCUGGGACUCUCAGAGGGAUGAGCAGCUGGAAGAUGAAGUCAACAAGAUGGGAGCUGGGUCCUGGGCAGAUCCUGUGGUAGAUUCCGAGCAUGGCCCUGUCCACCUGCUUUAACCUACCCUUUUUCAGGGUGCCCAUGCUAGCCCAAUGUGUGCAGGUUCCUGUGAGGGUAGAAGUUGUGCUGGGGAAGGGAUCCCCAGCCAGACCCAGGCCUGGCACUGCCUUUAAGGAUCUACACAAUAAAGUGGUGACUAAGAAAA
This is a messenger RNA of Felis catus (domestic cat), 3075 nucleotides long. RefSeq names its product XRCC1 N-terminal domain containing 1, N-terminal like (gene XNDC1). The transcript is spliced from 10 exons. Lineage: Eukaryota; Metazoa; Chordata; Mammalia; Carnivora; Felidae. The coding region runs from base 269 to 1480 and encodes 403 amino acids. Gene Ontology annotation, molecular function: damaged DNA binding. Gene Ontology annotation, biological process: base-excision repair; single strand break repair. The record is from RefSeq and is a predicted model, not a curated record. Gene Ontology annotation, cellular component: nucleus.